This is a messenger RNA of Lotus japonicus, 489 nucleotides long. RefSeq lists its product as uncharacterized. The record is from RefSeq and is a predicted model, not a curated record. NCBI's taxonomy places the organism in Eukaryota, Viridiplantae, Streptophyta, Magnoliopsida, Fabales, Fabaceae. Gene Ontology annotation, molecular function: RNA-DNA hybrid ribonuclease activity; nucleic acid binding. The transcript has a single exon. The coding region runs from base 1 to 489 and encodes 162 amino acids.
AUGACGCAUUCUAGGGAGCCUGGGUUCGUCGAGCUCUCUGUGGAUGGAAGUAUGGUGCUCGAAACGGACACAGUGGGCGGAGGUGGUGUGGUACAGGAUGGAGAUGGGAGAUGGAUUUCUAGGUUUGCGGUGGCUUUUGGCGUCGGAGAUGCUUUUUUGGCAGAGUUGCGAGCUCUCUAUGAGGGUUUACGACAUGUUUGGGAGCUGGGGUUUCGCAAGGUUGUGUGUUUCACUGAUUGUGUUGAGUUGGUUGAUGUGGUAACAGGGGCGCAGAAUGUCUGUCAUUUUUGGCAUAGAGAUGUUAUUAUGCAGGUUAGAGAGAUGCUUCAAUCGAGUUGGCAGAUUUCGGUGCGUCAUAUUUCUCGGGAGCGGAAUAUGGUGGCGGAUGCCCUAGCUAAGUUUACAACUAGAACUCGAUGUAGUUGGCGAGUUUGGAGGUUACCGCCAUCAAUGGUGGUGCCCCUGCUUUGCCAAGAUGUGUUAGCGUAG